AUGUCUUUCGGCGGAGGCGGCUUUGGCUUCGGCGGUAGCAACACCAACAACCAGUCCACGGGCUUUGGGUUUGGGGGCACCAACAACAACAACAACUCCGGUGGCUUUGGCUCGAACACCGGUGCAUUUGGCUCCAAUAAUAACACUGGGGGCGGUAUGUUCGGCGGCAACAACAACACAACGAGCGCAUUUGGCAGCGGAGGUGGCUUCGGUGCAAACAACAACGCCCCCAAAACGACCUUCGGCUCGAACACAUUCGGCGCCGGAUCAACGGGCGGCGGCCUCUUUGGCGGCGGCGCCUCGAAUACAGGCUCGACGUUUGGCAGCGGCGGCGGUGGUUUCGGAGCAGCCAGCAACACGUCCUCAGGAUUUGGUGGUGGUGCAACCACCGGCACAAGUCUCUUUGGAGGCGCAAGUAAGCCUGCAUUCGGUGCUGGAUCUACGACCAACACUGGUGGCGGUCUAUUUGGUGGAGGCUCUGGUGGAUUUGGCGCUGGCAACACAACAGGAGGCUUUGGCAGUGGCACAACGGGCGGCUUUGGCGCAGGUGCAACAAACACCACCAACAACGGCACCGCGAGCACGCCGUUCCAGGCGCACACCGAGAAGGAUGGCACAUCUGCGACACAACACUACCAGACCAUCACCUUUCAGCAACCGUACCAGAACUUCUCUCUCGAGGAGCUCAGGUUAGCCGACUACAACCAGGGACGCCGCUACGGCAACUCGAACGGUCAGGGCGGUGCAUUCGGUCAGAGCUCUACCUUUGGUGGUUUCGGCGCCGCCAAUAAUAACAAUGCCAACGCCAACACCACAUCUGCCUUCGGUUCUAAUAACACGAACACUGGUGGUGGUCUAUUUGGUGGCGGCGGCACAACGAACACUACUGGAGGGUUUGGACAAUCUACAGGAGGGUUCGGUGCGCAGAACAACGCCAACACCGGCGGUGGCCUCUUCGGCGCCAAACCAGCGACUGGUGGUUUGUUUGGAGGAUCCAACACAGCUACCACAGGCACCACAGGCGGCGGUCUUUUCGGAGGCGGCUCUACCACCAAUACAACCGGCGGGUUUGGUGGCGGUGGAGGAGGCUUUGGCGCGGCCAACACCAACACAGGAGGUGGUCUUUUCGGCAACAACAACGCAGCUAAGCCUGCGUUCGGCGCUGGCGCAACGAACACCUCGACAGGCUUCGGAGCCUCGACCGGCGGCGGUUUCGGACAGUCAACAAACACUGGUGGAGGGCUCUUCGGCGGCAACAAUAACCAGGCCAGCGCUGCACCUGCAUUCGGUGGAGCUCCAGCGACUGCAAACACAGGCGGUGGACUGUUCGGCAACGCUGGCAGCACAUUUGGCCAGAACAACACCGCUCAGGCCCCAGCAUCUGGAGGACUAUUCGGUGGUGGCGGUGGCUUCGCUGCAAACAACAACCAGGCGAAGCCUGCGACCGGAGGCCUUUUUGGCAGCGGUUCCACAACAACUAACACUGGCGGUGGUCUCUUCGGCGGCGGUGCUCCCGCUCAGCAACCAGCAGCUGGAGGUCUGUUCGGAGGUUCGACCACCACAAACAACAACGCAGGGGGUGGACUUUUUGGAGGUGCGAAGCCUGCGACAGGUGGCGGCCUUUUUGGCGGCGGCGCAUCCACUCAACAACCAGCUUCUGGUGGCCUGUUCGGCAACCUUGGUGGUCAGAACAACCAGCAGAACGCCGGAUCAAGCCUGUUCGGCGGGAACAACAAUCAGCAGAAGCCCGGCGGUCUCUUUGGCAGUUCCACCACCAACAAUACUGGCGGUGGCCUCUUUGGAGGUCUCGGUGGUCAGAACAACAACCAGCAGCAGAACAACCUUGGUGGCUCUCUGUUCGGUGGCGGCCAGAGCCAGCAGCAACAGGGUCAGCAGCAAAUGGGCAAUAGCCUGUUCGGCGCAUCUGGAAGCUCUCUGCUGAACACUUCGCUGAACACCAACCCUUACGGAAACGACGCUCUGUUCGCUGGUCUGGCUACGCCAACUCAGAGCCCCGGGCCUAUCGCCACGCCCCUCUCGAGCAGCCAGAAGAACAAGAAGAGCGCCAUAUUGCCUCAGCACAAGCUCAACCCAGCCGCGUCCACCCGUCUGCUGACCCCUCAGGCUAAGCGCACCGGCGGGUAUGGUUUCACGUACUCCACCUACGGCAGCCCAGCUAGUGGCCAAGCUACUCCCAACCUUGGUGGCAGUCUCUUCGCUGGAGGCGGCCUGUCACGCUCACUUGGUAGUAGGAGCACCUCUAUGAGCAACUUGCGCAAUAGCUUCACUCCCGAGACCAGCAUCCUUGCACCAGGCGCUUUCUCUACAACUGGACGCUCCUUCGCCAAUGGCAGUCUCAAGAAGUUGAAUGUCAACCGUCACGUCAACACCCGCAUUCCGCUCUUCGAUGAGCCUUCUCACAAGCGCGUGAGCUUCGCUGGCGGUGAUGGCGACUCACUGAGUGGCAGCACGAAUGGAUCGACUGCACUGGUGGUACGUGAGGAAGACAGCGAUGCUUCGCCUACAUCGGUGAACGGCAAUGCUAGCCUGGAGCCGUCCCGUCCAGCCAUGCAGCAAGUCAACGGCACCGAGCUUGCACAAGUCCCCGAACACGACCCUGCCCUGACACCGAAGUCUGCUUCAGUAGUCAACGUUCAGCCUGGUGAAGACCCUGAGCCUGGUCAUUACUGGUCCGAGCCAACCUUGAACCAGCUGAAGAAGAUGAGCAAGCAGGAGCUCAAGGCUGUGAAAAACUUUAUCGUCGGACGUCAAAACAUCGGUCAGAUCGAGUUCCACCAGGGUGCUCCUGUUGAUCUCUCUAACACAGACCUUGACAAGCUCUACGGAGAUAUUAUCCAGCUCAGCCACCGCAACGCUACCGUCUACGGCGAAAACUGCUCAUGCCUUCCGAAGCCCCCGAUGGGCACCGGCUUGAACCACCCAUCGCGUGUCAUCCUUCUUAACUCUUGGCCUCGCAACAAGGCUGGCAAGAUGGACGCGAAGCACCUGGAGCGCUUAAAGCGUGUUGCCGGCACGAAAUUCGAGAGCUACAAUCCCUCUAACGGUGGCUGGAUCUUCACUGUACCUCACUUCUCGUCUUACGGUCUUGACUAUGAGGACAGGGGUGUCUAUGACGACGAUGAGGAGGACGAGUCGAGUGAGCUCAGCCCCGUUCCCGACACUCCUGCGCAAACGUUGCUCAAUACAAGCCAGAUGACCAGCACGCCCCAGCAGGACUCGCUUGUGAGCCCCUACGAGUCUAGUCCCGACGACACGUUCGAGUUCAAGCGCGGCAUGCCUCAACGCGCCAAUGUUCCCGGAGGUUUCGACGACGAGGCUGCAUACGAAGAAGAGUACGACGACGAGGACUCUCGCGGCGAGUCUUUUUUAGGGGAACGCUCCGUGGGUUCGCUUGAUGGCCAGCAAGAAGCUGAGUACUACGAGAGCGAAUCCGGAUCGGACCAAGACCAGAGCAUGGCGGAUUCUGUGUCCGGACCGAUCUACACCACGGAGCCAGCAGCCGCUGUAGAAUUUGACCCCUUCAGGAGUACAAUGAAGGCACCGAAGUCGAUCUUGAAAGCCAGCCAGGUCUUCAAGCCCAAUUUUGGCACGCCUUCGAAGGGACCGGCAGUGUUUGACGAUGACUGGGCGAAUCAACUGCAGCGCACCAUCAGCCCGAGGAAGCAGGAUCGAACUGCCCUGCGCGAAAGCCAGGGCCAUGCUCUUCGAGAGUACGAGCGGAGUCCUACUCUUGCAGCACAACAGAUCAACGUACGACCCUUUGCAACACACAUGGACUUGAUGAACUCUCUCUUUGGCGAGACUGAAAACCACCGGGAGUCACUUUCGAAGCGACAAGGACAAGGCAUAGAGUUGCCAUAUUCGAAACGACCUAAGUCUUCACACGAUCUCGACCAAAUGACCGACGCCGAUAAAGACUUCCACAACUCCAGCAAACCCCACUUUAGCGAGACUGGCGUCUUCAUCUACAGCAACAAGGGUGGUAAGAACCUUGAGAGCGGCGCAUUCUCCACUGCCCAGGAACCACUCGUCGGUGCCACCUGCGACAUCCGCUUCACAAAGAUGCCUACUUUCGGUGAUGCUGUCCCCGAGACCAUUGCCGUCCAGAAGAAGGUCACCAAGAUCUCCACUGCCGAUGGCGUACCCUUGGCUUCGAUCACCCUUGAACCAGUUCCCAUCGAAUUUGCUGCUUUCUCUAAAGCUGUCGCUGUCGACUCCGUCGCAGGUACUCACGAACAACAUGCAUGGCAGCUGUUAUCGCUGUUGUUCGAUGGCGGCGAUAAAGUCAACAAGCCAGUGGAUGUUGAUGACGAACACCUUGAGCGGUACAGGAAGGAGCGACUGUCUGACUUCUGGCGGAACUUGGUCUACGGCGAUGCACAGAAGCAAGCUCAGCAAGCUGCCACAGCUGAAGAGCGCGCCAUUGCCCAGCUGAGUUGCAAUAACGUUGCCGAAGCUUGUCACGCACUGCUUGAGGGCUUGGACCUGCGACUUGCCACCAUGAUCGCACAGAUCGGCGGCGAUGCGAACAUGCGCCAGACGAUGACCGAACAGAUUGAUCAGUGGCGACGCAUGGACAUGCUUGCCGAGAUGGAGGAUGCCCACCGCGCUCUGUACGAGCUCCUAUCUGGCAACUGCGCUCAGGCAGAUGGUAAGGAUGGCAAUGGUCGUGAGAACAGGGCUGUCACAUUCAGCAUCUCAAAACGAUUUUCUCUCGAUUGGCGUCGCGCAUUCGGCCUUCGUUUGUGGUACGGCACCCUGGUCGACGAGCCUAUUGAGCUUGCUGUUGCACAAUUCGCAGAUGCCAUCAGGGAUGGUCUCGAGGAUGUCAAGCCUGUGCCAUGGUUCGUGCGCGAUGGUGCUGACAUGGGUUGGGUUGAUCCAAAGGCGGCCGACCGCGAAGAUCUCCUCUGGGGUAUCCUCAAGCUCUAUGCCGCUUCCAAAUUGGACAUCCCAGCCAACGUGGAGGAUGUCCUUGCUCCUGAGAACGUCUCCGGCCACCCGCUGAAUGCACGACUAUCCUUCCAGCUCUUCCAGCUCUUCUACUCUCGCCAUCAAGACAACAAGGAAGACGAGUGGCGCAAGAUUGGAAUGCCUACGUUCCGUGCUGAUACAGAGGGCGACUUCCGUCAUUCAUUCAUGUCGUCAACUGCCACUGUCACAAACAAUGACACGCAGGGAGAGGAUCCUUUGGUCGAGUUGGGUGACAAAAUCACUCUGUCGUACGCUGCAUCACUUCACACACAAGAGUACUGGACGGCCGCCGUUUGGGUAUACACUCACCUGUCCUCCGCGCCCAUGCGUGAGCACUACAUUCGAUCACUUGUGAACCAGUUCGCCAAGUCAAUGACACUUGCCGAGUCGGACUCGACAUACGCCUACCUUACGAAUGAUCUGCAUGUCCCCGCGACCUGGCUCCACGCAGCUGCCGCACUGCAAGCCAAGACAGACGGGGAUGCAGGCCGAGAAGCUGCGCACCUAAUCAAGGCCAAUGAGCUUGAUGAGGCUCAUGAGGUUCUCUGUCGUAAGGUAGGCCCUGAUGCCAUCAUCUCGCGCGAUUACGAGCCGUUGCGCGAGCUCAUGGCUGGUUUCGUACCCGAGGAUGCCAACGACAGUGCAUCACUCGCCUCUUCGCGACCUGUAGUGUCUGCCCGUGGACCUGAGAGCGUUGCCGGCUGGGCACAGGGUGGCCAGAUUUAUCUGGACUACAUCGAGCUUCUCGACCACACCGGCCGCCGUUCAACAUACCGUGUUGAUGAGGAGCUCGAACAGGAUAUCCAGCACCUACUUGCGAAGCUCCAGAAAGCUCUGGAGAUUGCUGCACGCGAUCGCCUGGAAUCCUGUGGCCUUGAAGAGCGCGUCGCGCUGAUGGAGAUUGCUGGCACCGUUGCCAACUUGAUUGCCAAGAAUAAGACUGCUAACCGCUCCCAGAUCCUCAGGCUCCCCCUCACCGAGGACCUUUGGCUCAAGCACUCAUGUGACCUCAGCACGAGCUACUACCGCAACCUGAUGGCGAGUAGCAAAUAG
Messenger RNA from Didymella exigua CBS 183.55, 6048 nucleotides. RefSeq lists its product as uncharacterized. The coding region runs from base 1 to 6048 and encodes 2015 amino acids. NCBI's taxonomy places the organism in Eukaryota, Fungi, Ascomycota, Dothideomycetes, Pleosporales, Didymellaceae. The record is from RefSeq and is a predicted model, not a curated record. The transcript has 5 exons. Gene Ontology annotation, biological process: protein import into nucleus; post-transcriptional tethering of RNA polymerase II gene DNA at nuclear periphery; RNA export from nucleus. Gene Ontology annotation, cellular component: nuclear pore cytoplasmic filaments; nuclear pore. Gene Ontology annotation, molecular function: structural constituent of nuclear pore.